AUGCUGUCAGCAGUCACAGUGAUUUCGAUAGUGAUGGUCAUUGUAACAUGGCCAUGUGGGACCAUCCUGAACUUAUCCAUUAUAGCUGUCUAUGUCAGUGACUGGAAGAAGGGAGUGAAACUUGGGGAGAGUGAUCAGCUCAGUCUCCUUAUGGGGUGCAACAACCUGCUUUUUCAGUGCUUCAUAACAAUUCUAGAGGCUUUCUAUUUAUAUGGACAUUGCCUUUCGAUUGAAGAAAAACUUUGUUUUGUUGUCAGUGCUGCUCUCAUUUUUUCUAUUUCUCUUUCAUUUUGGCUGACUGCCGGUCUCUCCAUCUGUUACUGCCUGAGACUGGUCAAUAUCUCCCUUAAAUUCUUCAUCCAGUUAAAAAGCAGACUCUCUCAUACUGUUACCCCAUUCCUUCUGGGAUCACUGGCAAUUUCAUUCAUCAUUACACUUUCAUCAGCUAAUUGGAUAUCAUACAGCAAAGGUCAUGAAAAUAUAACUGACAUUUAUCAUAAUAAUAUGUCUAUUGCUGAUUUAUCUUGCAGGAUCAUUGCUGUUACAGUUGGUAACUGUCUGCCCUCCCUCAUUACCUCUAUUUGUAUUUUACUUUCUCUGAUAUCGCUCCUGAGGCACAUCUGGAGAAUGAAGCAGAAUACACAGUUCGGGAGUCCUCAGCUGAAGAACCUUAUAAAAGCUUGCAGGACAAUGUUCCUACUCAUGGCUCUGAAUUUUCUUUUCUUCCUGAUAAUUUCCGGUUCAGCAAUAACACAAAAUAGCAUGGAAACUAUAUGGAACAUGAUUUUCUUGUUAGGGGAACUGUCAAAUCCAUCAUGUCAAGCCAUUGUUCUGAUCUUUGGAAAUUCCAAGUUACUCAGUGCUUGGACAAAGACCGUGUUUCCUCAGUCACAGCAUCAUUAA
Xenopus laevis (African clawed frog) is the source of this 903-nucleotide messenger RNA. Its product is annotated as taste receptor type 2 member 40. The record is from RefSeq and is a predicted model, not a curated record. The transcript has a single exon. Lineage: Eukaryota; Metazoa; Chordata; Amphibia; Anura; Pipidae. Bases 1 to 903 code for a protein of 300 amino acids.